Molecule: messenger RNA, 1553 nt
Organism: Arachis duranensis
Lineage: Eukaryota; Viridiplantae; Streptophyta; Magnoliopsida; Fabales; Fabaceae
Product: UDP-glycosyltransferase 83A1
Exons: 2
Coding region: 92-1432 (446 amino acids)
Molecular function (GO): UDP-glycosyltransferase activity
Source: RefSeq, a predicted model, not a curated record
UAUACAAUUUUAAUUCAUUCCCAGAAUAUUUCUAUAAGUUCUUAAUUAAUCUAAAAGUAAUUGUUUUCUUUCCUCCCAUUUUCUUUGAAAAAUGGGAAUCCCUCACUUUCUUGCAAUACCAUUUCAAGUGCUAGGACACAUUAAUCCCCUUACACAACUCUCUAAUGUUCUAGCCAAACAUUAUGGUUGCAAGGUCACUUUUCUCAACUCUGAAUUCAACCACAAAAGAGCAAAAAUUGAUGAAUCAUCAUCAAAGAUGAUAAAGUUUGUCACACUCCCUGAUGGUUUGGACCAUGAAGAUAAUAGAAGUGACCUUAGCAAGGUUCUUCACUCCAUCAAAAGCACCAUGCCUUCUUUGCUUCCAAAGCUCAUACAAGAUAUCAAUGCUUUGGAUUUUGAGAACAAGAUCACUUGUAUUCUUGUGACAGUUAAUAUGGGUUGGGCCUUGGAAAUUGGUCACCAAUUGGGAAUUAAAUGUGCUGCUUUUUUUCCCUUCUCAGCUACUUCUUUGGCUUCAGUUCAUUUCAUUCCCAAGCUCAUGAAGGAUGGAAUUAUAGAUUCAGAUGGAAACCCCAUCAAAUCACAAGAAAUUCAAAUUUUCCCAAAUAUGCCAAAGAUGGACCCUAAACAUGUCUUAUGGUGUAACUUAGGCAAUGAGUUCUUCAAGCACCUUGUGCAAGAAAUGAAAACUAUGGAAUUAUUAGCAGAGUGGUGGUUUUGCAAUAGUGCCUAUGAUCUUGAGCCAGGAGCAUUAUCCAUAUCACCAAGGUUCCUAUCAAUUGGACCAUUGAUGGAAAGUGACAACAACAACAACAACAACAAAAGUUCUUCAUUCUGGCAAGAAGACACAACAUGCUUAGAAUGGUUGGACCAACAACAACCUCAAUCUGUUGUAUAUGUUUCAUUUGGUAGCUUAGCUGUAAUGGAAUCCAACCAAUUCAAAGAACUAGCACUUGCACUUGAUCUCAUUGACAAGCCUUUUCUUUGGGUUGUAAGACCAGGUAGUAAUGAUGAUAAAAAUAAUGCAUUUCCAAAUGAAUUUCAUGGAAAUAAAGGUAAAAUUGUUAGUUGGGUGUCACAAAAGAAAAUAUUGCAACAUGCUGCUAUUUCUUGCUUCAUAAGUCACUGUGGUUGGAAUUCUACUAUUGAAGGUGUAUAUAGUGGAGUAUCCUUCUUGUGUUGGCCAUUUUUUAUUGAUCAGUUUUGGAAUAAAUCAUAUAUUUGUGAUGUGUGGAAAGUUGGAAUGGAAUUAGCCAAGGAUGAAAAUGGAUUCAUAUCAAAAGAAGAGAUAAGGAAGAAGGUGGAGCAAUUACUUGGUGAUGAAGGCAUAAGAGAAAGGUCUUCAAAAUUGAAGGAAGUGACUAGGAAAAACCUAGGUGAAGGUGGCCAAUCUUCAAAAAAUCUUGAAAAAUUUGUCAAUUGGGCAAAAUAGUAAUACAAUGAUAUGUAUAAUAAUUUGGAACUUAAUUUGGAUUUGUUUUCAGUGUAUUAUUGUUUAAUUUGAAAAUUCAUUAUAUUUGAAUCUUUGAACACAAAAUUAUCUAGAACUAAAC